UGUAAACAUUACCAUGUGAUUACUAAAUCUAUUCUAUGGUGAACGUUAAUAAUCCGUUUAUUAACGAAUUACGAAAUUGACUUUAAAUAUCCAAUAGAAUAAAAUUAAAAGUUAUGUCGCUUUUUCCGGCAUAUGCUAAUGAGGACACAGUGACUGAACAAGAACAUACCGAAAAGCAGUGGCUGCAAAAUUCAAGUUUUCGGGAAAAUCUUUCUUUACCAAAUGUGUCGGCAGUUUCCUUGAGCAAAUUUAAUGAUAGUACCACCUCAACUGAAGAUGAGCAAACUUCGGUUGAACAUAAAAGAAAGCAUAAAACGAAAAAGCAAAAAGUUAAGAAAGUUAGACAGCUAGCAGAUACUUCAAAGAAACUAAGUGAUAAUUUCGUUGUGGAUACUAAAAGGAUUAAAGAAUAUUUGACUGUUCCUACUAUAUCACGACCAUCAGCACCUAGGUACCGUGUCCUUUACAAACAAAAUUUUGCAAGGAAAACACGAAAACAAAAGUAUAAACGUUAUUACCAGAUUAUGUUUGAAAAAAAUGUAGACAAAAGCAAUUCAGAGGAAGAUACUCCUUUAACGGUAAAAAAUUUGGAUAAAUCUGAACAUAACAGUAAAGAUGAAAACUUUACGGGUUUUAAACAAGAGGAAGAAUUAACACAAAAAACAGGUUACUUCAAUCGUUAUUUGGGUGAAAAUCCAAAUGAUGUACAAGUGUGGUUAGAAUAUAUACAGUUUCAAGAUACUAUUUAUCAGUUUGAAAAAAGUUACCGUAAAGGCAGUAUCGCAAAAGCCCAAAGAGUUUUAGCAGAAAGAAAAUUGGCCAUCCUCGACAAAGCUUUAUCGUUAAAUUCAAGUUGUGAACAGUUGCUUAGGGAGAGAUUAAAAAUAGCUGUUAGUGCAUAUCCUGCUGACGAACUUCAAGUUUAUUUACAAAAUUUGGUAGAGAAAGACAAGAGUAAUAUUAUUCUGUGGCAGGGUUAUAUUGAAGCUACGCAGUGUUCAAUGUCACAUUGUAAUACUCCAGCAGUACUGAGUCUUUAUUCUAAGUGUUUAUCGACUUUACACCAGCUAAGGCGUAAUACAAGUUUAGAAAAACAUCUACUGGAAGAGAAUAUCUUGAGAAUGUUGUAUCAAUGUGGAUUGUUCUUAAAACAGGCAGGGUUGUUCGAACAACUUUGGACUUUAUUACGUUUGUACUUAGAACUAAAUUUAUCGCCCAACGACAAAAAAAAAUUUAACAUUGCCUCCGGAUUCGAUGAGAAACAUCUGGUUGAACUGGAAGAAGUCGUUUUUAAUUCUCAGCUACCGUUGCAUGAAUUGUGGCUGAGAACGGAAAAACUGAGGGAAUCAUGUCACUGGUUACCGUACUUGGAAGAUGAAGUAUGUGAGGAUCCACAGCGGAUUGUGUUCACGGAAGAUGUAGCUGAAUUGAUUCAUCCCAUUACUAUGCCUGAAAACAUAUUCAAAUUAACUGCCACAGUUUUUUCACUACUUAAGAUCCCGUUGUUGCCAUGCAGACAUACAACAAUGCAGGAAUUAGGUCUAGACUACGUUCCGUGGAGUUUAGAUUCAAUCGAACCUUUGUUGUCUGUAUUUCUGCCGUUGUAUCCUAUCGAUAUAACUAACGAAAACUUGUUAAAUGACAGCAAGUUAACUGUAGGUCCUCAGUACUUGAAGGUACUGCCAGGCCAAGAGGAAUACUUAAAAUUUAUCUUAAUUGUUAUGCAGAACAGUGCCGAUUGUUUAACCGGUGACGAUAAAUUUGCCGUUACUGUUUGGUGGUUUCGUUUUCAAAGGUUACUAAUAAUUAUGGAGAAGUUGAAGAGGUUCAAGAUUGGAGAACAAUUUAAGAAGCAAAUGAAGAAAAAUAUGAAGUCAUUAAUGAAACAAGAAGGCAACAGGCAAAAUGAGAUAUUUUAUGUGGAAUAUGCGUUAAUUGAAUAUGAAUUUGGUAACAUAGACGCUUGUGUAAAUAUUUUGAAAACUACAGUGAGCACAAAUAAGAAUGCCGUUAUUGCAACUAAGAAUUGGGAUAAUCCUCAAGUUACGCAAUGUCAUUUAUAUCGAAUUUUAGUUCAGAUGACAUUAAUACUAGACGGAGACCCAAAUGAAAAUAAAACUGUUGCUCUGAAGUACUUGUGCGAACUAGCUCAGCAAAAACGGGUAGAUGUUGUGACGAAGGAUUUACUUCAAGAAGUAGAGGUGCGGUAUAAACUUCUUACGUGGCAAAUACUGCACAAUGAUUUUUCUAAACUACCAACUUUAUUCCAUUUUUUACCAGAUUUCUUAACAGACUGGCUCAUCUGCCACGGUUGGUUCAUCUACCUAACGAAAGGUCCUAUUGAAUGUGGAGUGUUUAUAGAGAAAAGUUUGAAAUCCUUGGAAGAAAAGGACCAAAACAUCGCAUGGCAAAAAGAAGUGUUGUACGAAUUUUAUGUAGCGAUCCUUUUCAAAUAUUGUCUAAGCCAACCAGGUUGUGGAGUUUUUAAAAUCCUCGAUGACGUUUUGUAUAAAGCCAUAAAGGAAUAUCCAAACAAUUUAUUUUUGCUCUCCGUACUAGCGAAAGAGCAAAGUCUUGUGUUUUCUUUGGGACAACCGUGGUGGAAGAUACAAGACAUGCUACUCAAAUCUGGGAGAGCGUUUUCAAUCUUCUUCUCGAUUAUUAUUUCUGGCCAGCAGAUAUUUCAACUGGAAGAAAUGUGUACGGAUACAAUUACAGGUGAAAGGUACAGCAUAAAUACAAACAUUAAAAACAGAGUAUUAGCUCUCUUUAAGAAAAUAACGAAGGCAGAGAUGUGCACCAGACGGUGUGGUUUAGUGUGGAGGCUGUACCUUCAGUUUGUACAGAAAUAUUUUUCAUUAGGUAUUUGUCGUAACGUUUAUUAUUCUGCGGUUGAGGAAUGUCCUUGGCUUAAGGCUUUGUAUCUAGAUGCUGCUAUUUAUAUACCAGCUGAACUAUCUCAAAUUCAAGACUUGAUUAUUGAGAAACAAUUAAGGUUACACGUGACUCCAGAAGAGUUAGAUGUAUUGAGGAGUUAGUUUUUAUCUGUGAUAUAUAUUUAGAUAAGAAAAAAUUUGUUUAUUGCAGUGUAAAAUUAUUUUUAUCUCGGAACUAUAUGUUUGCUCAUAAUAAA
Messenger RNA from Anoplophora glabripennis (Asian longhorned beetle), 3133 nucleotides. Its product is annotated as protein NRDE2 homolog. The transcript has 3 exons. Gene Ontology annotation, biological process: negative regulation of RNA catabolic process; regulatory ncRNA-mediated post-transcriptional gene silencing. Gene Ontology annotation, cellular component: catalytic step 2 spliceosome. The coding region runs from base 114 to 3038 and encodes 974 amino acids. Lineage: Eukaryota; Metazoa; Arthropoda; Insecta; Coleoptera; Cerambycidae. The record is from RefSeq and is a predicted model, not a curated record.